Molecule: messenger RNA, 813 nt
Organism: Neohortaea acidophila
Lineage: Eukaryota; Fungi; Ascomycota; Dothideomycetes; Mycosphaerellales; Teratosphaeriaceae
Product: tyrosyl-DNA phosphodiesterase I
Exons: 1
Biological process (GO): double-strand break repair; single strand break repair
Cellular component (GO): nucleus
Molecular function (GO): double-stranded DNA binding; single-stranded DNA binding; 3'-tyrosyl-DNA phosphodiesterase activity
Source: RefSeq, a predicted model, not a curated record
GCCUGGCUCCGCCUCUGCUUCCCGCCGAUGUAUCAACCAAUCCAUUGCAUGCAUUCCAAGCUCAUGCUCCUCUUCCAUCCGGAAAAGCUGCGUAUUGCCAUUCCAUCUGCCAAUCUCCUGACGUUUGACUGGGGCGAGACGGGCGUGAUGGAGAACAGUGUGUUCAUCAUUGACCUGCCGCGACUCCCCGAUGGCGGUAAGGCGGAAGCGGAUGAACUGCCCCCAUUCGCCCAGGAACUACUCUACUUCCUUCGCCGACAGCAACUGGAUCGAGACGUGAGAGAAGGUCUACUCAAUUUCGACUUUUCUGCAACGGAAGGCAUGAUGUUCGUGCAUACAGUCGGUGGCAGCCAUUUUGACGAUGAAGCCGAGCGCACAGGUCUGUCCGGUCUGGCCCAUGCUGUCCGACAACUGGGACUGGAGUCUCAAGACGGGCUGCAGGUCGACUUCGCCGCUUCAUCCAUCGGCUCGCUCAACGACGACUUCCUCAAAACUGUGCACGCAGCAGCCAGGGGUGAAGACAUGAUAGCGCGAGCAGAAACAGCAACCACCACCACCAAACCCAAAGCAGACUUCUUCAAACCCUCCACUACGACCACACCUCGACCCCGUACCGCCGCCGCCACGCAGGACAUCCGCGACCUCCUCCGCAUCUACUUCCCCACCCACAACACCGUCACCGCCUCCAAAGCAGGCUCCGCCGGCACAAUCUGCCUGAACCGAAAAUGGUUCGAAAGCGAGAAAUUCCCCCGAACGUGCUUUCGCGACUACCGCUCCACGCGCACCGGCCUGCUAAGCCACAACAAAAUCUUG